Conger conger (European conger) is the source of this 965-nucleotide messenger RNA. It is a transcript of the gene rem2, whose product is annotated as RAS (RAD and GEM)-like GTP binding 2. Gene Ontology annotation, cellular component: plasma membrane. The transcript has 5 exons. Gene Ontology annotation, molecular function: GTP binding; GTPase activity; calcium channel regulator activity. NCBI's taxonomy places the organism in Eukaryota, Metazoa, Chordata, Actinopteri, Anguilliformes, Congridae. The coding region runs from base 126 to 965 and encodes 279 amino acids. The record is from RefSeq and is a predicted model, not a curated record.
GAGAGAGAGAGAGAGAGAGAGAGAGAGAGAGAGAGAGAGAGAGGGGAGGGUAGAGAGACGAUGGGAACCAGAAGAAAAAUACAGUGCGCCCUCAGUCCGCGGGAGCGAGCGCACAGUGUGACGGCAUGACUCUCUCCACUGCCCCGCCCCUCCGAAGAGGAAGCACGCCUCUGCCAAUCAAGCACCAGCUCCGGAGAGAGGAGGCGGUCUCGGACGACUCCGAUUGGGUGCCGGGCCUGGAGGAGCCGCCCUGUCCUCCAAUCAGCUUCAGCUGUGCUCAGGAGGAGCGGGGCGCACAGCCGCGGGAUGGCCGGCAGGGGGCGCCACUGCGCAUCGUGCUUCUGGGACAGAACGGAGUGGGGAAGUCCUGCAUCGCCAUGGCGUUGGCUGGGGACAUGGACCAAUCGCAGUCAGUGGACUCAGAGCUGAGCGCUGAGGGGUACCUUCGCACAGUAACAGUGGACGAUGAAGAGAGCUCCAUCAUCAUCUUCGACAACUGGAGACAGGACCUCUCGGCGCUGCAGUGUGAGGUGUGUGUGCUGGUGUUCUCGCUGACGGACAGGCGGAGCUUCCACCGCACAGCUCAGCUCCGCCUCCUCCUGCGAGAGACGCAGCCUCAAACUCCCAUCAUCCUCGUGGGCAACAAGAGCGACCUCGUCCGGACCAGGGAGGUCAGCGCAGAGGAGGCCCUCUCCAGUGCAGGGCUGUUUGGCUCGUACCUGGAGCUCUCUGCCUCCCUGGAGCACGGCACCGCAGAGCUCCUGCAGGGGGCGGUACGGGCGGGCAGGGGCCAGUCCCCGGGGCCCGGCGGGGCCCCCGCGGGCCGCAGGGAGAGCCUGACCUCCAGGGCCAAGCGCUUCCUGCACAGCCUGGUCCCGCGACACCCCCGGGAGAGGGAGCGGGGCCGCGCCGGCAGGGUGUACCGCCAGAAAUCCCGGUCCUGCCACGACCUGACCGCCCUCUGA